AUGAAUAUUUCAAUUAAGGAAAGUUUAGAACAUGUAUGUGACGUUUUUAAUUAUUUCGGAAUUGAAUAUAUCACAGCUGAAUUAUUAAGGAGAGGAAAAAAUGAUAAAAAAGUGAAAAGAAGAAAAGUUAUUAUAAAAUACUGCUUUUUAAUAAAUGAUUUAUGCCUUUUACAUUUUUUUGAAUUUAAAAGAAAAUUUAAACCUAUCUAUAAUGAAUAUGUAAAAAAAGAAAUUUUAAAAGUAGAAGAAAAAUUCAUAAAAAAUAAUAAAAGAAAAAAUGAUAUGAAUGAAAAGAAAGAGGAUAUGGAAGAACUAGAAGAUGAUGAUGAUGAUGAAGAAUAUUUCUAUGAAGAAUUAGAUGAAGAUGUUAAUUAUUUUGAGAAUUUUUAUAUAAUAUCACCAUUAGUGAUAAUUUUAUUAGAAUAUUUUCAAUAUCCUAGAUUAUAUCAAUUGAUUAAAUGCAAUUUUCAAAUGGCAAAGGAAUUAUUAUUAUGUAUUGGUUUUAUAAUAGAUAGUAUAAAAUUAUUUGAAAAUUUUGACAAAAGGCAACCAUUUUAUGAAAAUUUUUUUCAGAAUCUUUCCAAUAAUAAAAAAAACAUAAAUAAAUUAAUAGAAAAAGUAGAUGAACAUAACAAUGAAGAAUAUGAAUUCUAUCAUUAUAUUAACGAAGCAAUGCUUUUACUUUCUAACAGACCUUAUGAUAUGGAAGUUUUUGAAUGCAAAUAUUUUUAUAAUUUUUUACAAAAAUUGAAAAAGAAAAGAAUAGAUAAAGAUGAAAUAAAUAAUGCAGAAAUAAAAAAACAGAGUAAAAAGGAGCAUGAACAAAACGAAGAAGAUUUGCUAUUCAAAAAAAGAACAAAAAAGGAAGAAGGAGAAGAAAAAGAAAAAGAAAAAGAACACAUAGAUGAUGAGGAAGAGAAAGAAGAAAAUUUUACUUUAGAUGAAUAUGUGCAUUAUGACUACUCUAAAUAUCAAGAAAAUUUUCUAAAGUUUUAUAGUAAUAAUAAGGAUAAUGAUGGAAAUGAUCUGUAUUUUGAUGACAAUAAUAAUAUAUAUUUAAUGAAUAUUACAAGAAAUAUUAAUAAAAAUUGUAAUAAAUUAAUACAGUUACAAAAUAAAAUAUUAUUAAAUGUAAAUAAAUUACAGAAUUAUGACAAAAAUAGAUUAAUGUUAUUUUAUAAAUUUAACGAGCUAAUAAGUACAUAUAUUGAACCUCAUAAUGUUGUUGUUAAUUUAAAUAAUUCAAAAGAAGUUUAUAAAUUAGAUAAAUUAUAUGAUAAGGGUAGAAAAAUUAAUUUAUCUAACAAUAUUUUAUUUUCUGUUACUACUGAUAAUGAAAAAGAAAUGAAAAAUAUAGAAAAUAAAAAAUUGCAUAAUAUUAUAAAUAAUAAUAAUAAUAAUAAUAAUAAUAAUAAUAAUAAUAAAAAUAGUCUAAAUAGGCAAACACUCCUUUCAUCUAAUUACUUAGAAUUUUUAGAUGAAAUAAAUUAUGAUUAUUUAAAUGAUAAAAUAACAAUAAAUGAAUUUCAUAUUUUAAAUAAUAUCUCUUUAUAUAAUAAAAUUAUUCAUAUUUAUAAAAAUGGAAUAGAAUUUUUUCAUUAUGAACAAUUAAGAGCAGUAUUCUGGAUAUGGAUUCAAUCUAUAUUUUCAGAAUCUUUAGUUAUAGAUGAAAAAAUAAAAAAAUCUAAUGAGGAAAAUAUUGACAUAGAUUUUUAUGAUAUAAAUAAUAAUAAAUUUUUUUAUGAUAACAUAGCAUACAAUAAUAACGAUGAUAAUUUGCAACUUCAUAUUUUAAGUGAUUUAAAUGAUUUUGAAAAAAAUUAUAAAUUAUUAAAGGAAUACUUGAUGAAUAAAGGAUGCACUACUGGAUAUAAUAAAAUUACAAGAAAUGAAAAAGAUUUGAACAAUAAUAAAUUUAAUAGUAUUACGAAAUAUGUAAAUAAUUUACAUAUUGAAUUUGAGGCUUUUUAUAACUAUAAAAAAAAAUCAAAAAAUUUAAAUGAUGAAUUAUUUAAUGAAUUUUUAGAAGAGAAAAAAAAAAACAUGGUAAUUAAUUCUGAUGUAGAGAGAGAAGAUUAUACAAAUUUAGCUAAUAUUGUCAAUAAACAUUUAAUAAAUAUCGAUAAAAUAUUAAAAUAUCAACCAAUCCUUGAUUUUAGUCAGAUAGUUGAAGGUAUAAAACAACAAAAUUUUAUUAGAACAAAUAUUGAUAUUAAUAAAAUAGAAUUAAAAGAUUGGUAUAAUAUGUAUAUUUAUCACAAAAAAAAAAAACAUCUAAAUAAUAAACAGAAUAUAGAUAUUGCUAGUUGUAACUAUAUAAUUAACUUAACGUCUAAUUCAUAUUAUAGAAUAAAUGAAAAACCAUCAACUUAUGCAUCAACUAUAUUUAAAUAUUCUGAUCAAUUUAUAUCUAACAAUGAUAUAUACACUUUUUCUGAUAAUAUUUACAAAAAAAAUGAAGAAUAUUCAAAUAAUGUAAAGAACAAACAAGAUAUAUGUAUACAUAAUUUUUAUCAUAUUAUUCAAAAGGUAGAAAAAUAUAUGAAUUGUAUUACAUACAAUCUUUAA
Messenger RNA from Plasmodium gallinaceum, 2568 nucleotides. Its product is annotated as conserved Plasmodium protein, unknown function. The transcript is spliced from 2 exons. Lineage: Eukaryota; Apicomplexa; Aconoidasida; Haemosporida; Plasmodiidae. The coding region runs from base 1 to 2568 and encodes 855 amino acids. The record is from RefSeq and is a predicted model, not a curated record.